AUGUGGUACAGAAAUUGUGUGGGGUCAGCUACCCCUCUUAUCAAUGACGAGACGCUCCUCCUACUAGAAGAGGUUUUAAAGACCCUUCAAAAAGAUAGUAUUAAAACAAUAAUUAGCAAUUUUCAUUUGCUUAUCGACGGAAGUGGAAUCCCAGAAGGCCAUCGAAAUCGUGAAGACCUUUCUGAAGGAUGUCAGCCCUUCUGUGAUGAUGACCAUGAUGAUGAUGACCGUGGUGAUGGCCAUGGUGGUGACCGUGAUGGUGACCGUGGUGAUGGCCGUGAUGAUGUCCAUGAUGGUGGCCAUGAUGAUGUCCGUGGUGAUGUCCAUGGUGGUGUCCAUGGUGAUGGCCAUGGUGAUGCCCAUGGUGGUGACCGUGGUGGUGUCCGUGAUGAUGUCCAUGAUGGUGAUGGUGCCCAUGGUGAUGAUGGUGGCCAUGAUGAUGUCCAUGGUGGUGAUGGUGUCCGUGGUGAUGUCCGUGAUGGUGUCCAUGAUGAUGAUGGUGUCCGUGAUGAUGGUGGUGACCAUGAUGAUGUCCAUGGUGAUGUCCAUGAUGAUGGGCAUGAUGGUGUCCAUGGUGAUGACCAUGAUGAUGUCCGUGGUGAUGGUGGUGUCCAUGAUGGUGACCAUGAUGAUGAGCAUGGUGGUGCCCAUGGUGAUGUCCAUGAUGGUGGCCAUGAUGAUGAUGGUGUCCAUGAUGAUGUCCGUGAUGAUGAUGAUGGCCAUGAUGAUGUCCAUGGUGGUGGGCAUGAUGAUGUCCGUGAUGAUGCCCAUGGUGAUGAUGGUGUCCAUGAUGGUGGUGGUGACCAUGGUGAUGUCCAUGAUGAUGAUGAUGGCCGUGAUGAUGACCGUGAUGAUGACCAUGUUUGUGAUCAUGGUGGUGUCCAUGAUGGUGAGCAUGGUGAUGUCCGUGGUGAUGACCAUGUUUGUGAUCAUGCCCGUGGUGAUGGUGAUGACCAUGUUUGUGAUGGUGAUCAUGACCAUGCUUGUGGUGAUGUCCGUGCUUGUGAUGGUGUCCGUGGUCGUGUUUGUGAUGAUGGUGGUGGUGAUGAUGAUGAUGAUGCUCGCUCUUGUCUUUUACAACAAUAA
This is a messenger RNA of Argiope bruennichi, 1086 nucleotides long. RefSeq names its product sarcoplasmic reticulum histidine-rich calcium-binding protein-like. The coding region runs from base 1 to 1086 and encodes 361 amino acids. The record is from RefSeq and is a predicted model, not a curated record. The transcript has 2 exons. Lineage: Eukaryota; Metazoa; Arthropoda; Arachnida; Araneae; Araneidae.